AUGUUUCAACUAGUUAAGAAGCUGGGUUUUUUGAAGUCAAGAAUAAAGGAUUGGAAUGUGCGGCAUUUUAAGAAUGUUUUUGGUGAAAAGGCUAGGAUUCAGGGGGAAAUUGAGCAACUUAAUAAAAAAAUUGUUGCUUUAGGUAUGUCUUCUGCAAUGUAUGAUGAGCUUAAGUCGCUGAACAUACAGUUGAGCGAGACCCUGGCUAGGGAAGAAUCUUAUUGGAGGAAGAAGUCUAGGGAUCUUUGGCUUUCAGAAGGUGAUCGAAAUACCAAAUUAUUUCAUUCCUCCUCUAAGCUCAAGAGACUUCGUAAGCGAAUCUCUUGUAUUGUUGACUCUAAUGGUAAUACUCUGAUAGAUGAGGACAAAAUAGCUACCGAAGCUGUUAGAUUUUUUAAAUCUCUUCUCUCAGUUGAGAUGGUGGUGGUUGAUGACGAGUUUGUAAAUUUGAUCCCUCCUUUAGUCUCUCAAGAAGAUAAUAAGAUGCUUAUGGCCCCAUUUUCAUUAGCUGAAUUGAAAGAGAUAGUCUUUUCCAUGCACCCGGAAAAGGCACCGGGACCGGAUGGAUUUACGGUAUUAUUCUUCUAG
This is a messenger RNA of Cryptomeria japonica (Japanese cedar), 588 nucleotides long. RefSeq lists its product as uncharacterized. The transcript has a single exon. NCBI's taxonomy places the organism in Eukaryota, Viridiplantae, Streptophyta, Pinopsida, Cupressales, Cupressaceae. The coding region runs from base 1 to 588 and encodes 195 amino acids. The record is from RefSeq and is a predicted model, not a curated record.